Molecule: messenger RNA, 1027 nt
Organism: Diuraphis noxia (Russian wheat aphid)
Lineage: Eukaryota; Metazoa; Arthropoda; Insecta; Hemiptera; Aphididae
Product: WD repeat-containing protein 3-like
Biological process (GO): maturation of SSU-rRNA
Cellular component (GO): small-subunit processome; Pwp2p-containing subcomplex of 90S preribosome
Molecular function (GO): snoRNA binding; protein binding
Source: RefSeq, a predicted model, not a curated record
AUGUCURUGAGYRGAAAUGGUUAUUAUGUGGUGAGUUGUGGCCAUGACAAUGUCAUACGUUUAUAUGAAAAAACAGAAGAGCCUCUUGUAUUAGAGGAUGAACGGGAAGAAGAAAGAGCACAAGAAGAUGAUAAAGAACUAGCAACUGGCGAAGAAACCAAUGUAUAUGGAGGGCCAUCUGUUCUCGCGUUGCCAACAAAAAAGACCAUCUCAUCAGAAAAAGCUGCUGAAUUAUUGUUGGAAUGUUUAAAUGUAAUUAAAGAAUACAAAGAUAACUUAUUGGAAACUGAAAAUAAAGGUGUAGAGAAACCAACAUUACCAAUAAUAAUGACUGCUUUUAAUGUUAAAACCACCGACGAUUAUUUAUUGGAAAUAAUUAAAAAGAUACGCUCUAGUGAGUUGGAAGAGGUUUUAUUACUUAUGCCCUUUUCAAGCGUAUGUUAUUUUAUGGAAGCGUUAAUACCAUUAUUAAGUCAUAUGCAUCAUGGAAUUGAGCCAGUUGUCCGGUCACUUGUAUUUUUAGUACAAACAUUGCACAAACCAAUAUCAUCUGUCAGUGAUAUGAUACCUAUAUUAAGGCAAUUAAAUGUACUUGCUACAAAGAAAACAAAUGAGUUUAGAGAUUUAGUGGGUGAAAAUUUUCACUCACUGAUGUUCAUAAAUAAUAGUCAAGAAGAGGAAGAGUUGGUAUUCAACAUAACCCAAAAUGUUCAAAAGAAAAGAAAACGUCAAAAGCAAAAACUAUUAAAAAGUGUGAUUGUUAAUAUCUAAUCUUUUAUGUCAAUUUUACAAUCUGUUUGUAUUCAUAUAUUUAAGUGAAUAUAAAUAAUUAAAAAAAAAUAAAUCUUCAAAAGUUUUUACAAUAAUAUUAUAAGUGGUCGAUUUGUUUACAACGUUCAAGUUCCAUUCAGUUWAAGAAAUUAAGAUAUGGGCGAUUUUACUUCUCAUCUUUAAUGUUAUGAGAAAAUAAGUAGUAAUGUAUAAUAUGUUAAUUGUUGUGCUGGUUAAAAUUAAUUUUCUAUUAACA